UGCCUUUUCUUUUCUCUCCUCUAAUUAAUCACUCUAUCCAAUCCCAUGUAGCUCUACCAUCUAGAUGCACCUUAGAAGAAAUCUUAUAGCAUUUUGAAUUCAAAUAAUAAUCCUUAUAGAGAGAAGGGAGCUGGUUUUUGUUUUCUCUGAGUCUGACUCUGGUGCUUGAUGGCUCCCAAGGCUGGGAAAGCGAAGCCUCACAAGGCCAAGGGUGACAAGAAGAAAAAAGAAGAAAAAGUGCUGCCGACCGUUAUCGACGUAAUCGUUGAGACCCCGGACUUCGCCCAGCUGACGCUCAAGGGGAUAUCGACAGAUAGCAUUUUGGACAUUCAUAAGCUUCUGGCCGUACACGUGGAUACGUGCCACCUCACCAACUUUUCCCUCUCCCACGAGGUGCGUGGAGCCAGGUUGAAAGACACGGUGGACAUCGUCUCCCUCAAGCCCUGCCGUCUCAGCAUCGUCGAAGAGGACUACACGGAGGAGCUCGCCCUCGCCCACGUCCGCCGCCUGCUCGACAUCGUCGCCUGCACCACCGCCUUCGGCGCGCCUGCGGCGAAGAAUGCUGGAUCGACGGCGGCGCCGACUGGAGGCGUUGGGAAGGGUGACUCGCGAUCUAGUGCUCCGCCGCAGCCCAGCAGCCCGCCGAAGGCGUCCGAGGCCUCCACCGAGUCCGAGACAGCCGAGUCCCCUCCGAAGUCGAAGACUGAGAAGCCAAGUUCCCCCUCCACCACCAGUACUGCCACCACCAGUCCCGGUGGGAAUCACAAGGAUGAGCUUAUGUACCCUCCGCCCAAGCUCGGCCAAUUCUACGACUUCUUCUCCUUCUCCCACCUCACGCCGCCGCUCCAAUAUAUCAGGAGGUCAUCGCGACCGUUCUUGGACGACAAAAGGGAAGAUGACUUCUUUCAGAUUGAUGUAAGGAUUUGCAAUGGGAAGCCGGUGACGAUAGUGGCAUCGCAGAAAGGGUUCUACCCGGCUGGGAAAAGGGCUCUCCUCAGCCAUUCAUUGGUGGGUCUGUUGCAGCAAAUUAGCCGCCCCUUUGAUGGGGCGUACAAGUCCCUCAUGAAAGCUUUUAUUGAGCACAAUAAGUUUGGGAAUCUCCCUUAUGGAUUCCGAGCAAACACAUGGGUGGUUCCUCCCAUCGUUGCAGAUUCUCCAUCAAUUUUUCCCCUUCUUCCAACAGAGGAUGAAACUUGGGGUGGAAAUGGUGGAGGUCAGGGAAGAGAUGGAAAGCAUGAUCAAAGGCAAUGGGCAAAGGAAUUUUCAAUGCUAGCUGCCAUGCCCUGCAAGACAGCUGAAGAGAGACAAAUUCGAGACAGGAAGGCCUUUCUUCUUCACAGCCUAUUUGUUGAUGUGGCUGUCCUCAAAGCUGUUGGAGCUAUUCAGCAACUUGUUGUCAGCCAUGAGCAUUUGAACACAAUGCCAAAUGGUCCUGCUGAUGCAAUUUUGCACCGGGAACAAAUUGGGGAUUUAAAAAUUACGGUUAUGAGAGAUAAAGCUGAUGCAAGUGCUAAGUUGGAUGCUAAAUUGGAUGGGAGUCAGACUCCAGGAAUGUCUUCUAAGGAGCUUGCUCAAAGAAAUUUACUAAAGGGAAUCAUUGCUGAUGAGAGUGCAACAGUUAAUGAUACUGCUACUCUUGGUGUAGUUGUUGUUAGACAUUGUGGAUAUACUGCCACUGUCCAGGUUCCAGUUGAGGCUGGCUUGGCUGGAAAUACUGUAACACAGUCAGACAUUGAUAUUGAAGAUCAGCCUGAGGGAGGUAGCAAUUCUUUAAAUGUCAAUAGCUUGAGAAUGCUAUUGCACAAGUCAUCUGCUCAAUCAUGUGGUGGAGCCCAACACUUGCAAUGUAUGGAAAUUGAAGAUUUACAAUCUGCUGGGUCCUUCGUACGAAAAGUACUAGCAGAUAGUCUGAUGAAGUUGCAAGGAGAGGAAACAAAGCAGAGAAAGUCGAUCAGAUGGGAGCUUGGAGCAUGUUGGGUGCAACACUUACAGAACCAGGCUUCUGGGAAAGUUGAGUCUAAGAAAAGUGAGGACUCCAAAGUUGAGCCAACCGUAAAGGGUCUCGGGAAACAAUUUGGUCAGCUAAAAGAGAUUAAGAAGAAAAUAGAUGAUAAGGCUUGCAAGAUCGAUCUUGCAAAGGAAAACUCUGCGUAUAGUGGCGUCAAUGCAAACAAGACACAUGUGGCAGACAGUGCUAAUUCAAAGGAGAAAAGAGAAGUUAUGCUGCAGAACUUGCUUCCUGAAGCAGCAUUCUUACGCCUGAAAGAAUCUGAUACUGGUCUUCAUCUUAAGUCCCCCAAUGAGUUGAUUGAGAUGGCACAUAAGUAUUAUGAGGAUACUGCAUUACCAAAGUUGGUAGCAGAUUUUGGUUCACUUGAACUUUCUCCUGUUGAUGGGAGGACAUUGACAGAUUUUAUGCAUACCAGGGGUCUGCAGAUGUGUUCAUUAGGACGUGUGGUUGAACUUGCCGACAAACUUCCUCAUGUACAGUCCCUUUGUAUACAUGAGAUGGUAGUUCGAGCAUUUAAGCAUAUACUGCAGGCAGUUAUUGCAGCAGUUGAUGAUAUAACUGGCAUGGCUGGAGCAGUGGCCUCAUGUCUGAACAUUUUGCUGGGAUCCUUGCGGGCAGAAAAUGUAGAUACAAACAUAGCUACUGAUGAUAAUCUGAAGCAAAAGUGGUUGGAAAUCUUUUUACUGAAGAGAUUUGGAUGGAAAUGGAAAGAUGAAAGUUGCCAUGAUUUGAGGAAGUAUGCUGUUCUACGGGGGCUUUGCCACAAGGUGGGACUUGAGCUAAUUCCUAGAGACUAUGAUAUGGAUAGCCCAUAUCCUUUCAGGAGGUCAGAUAUCAUCAGCUUGGUUCCUGUAUACAAACAUGUCGCAUGUUCAUCUGCAGAUGGACGCACUCUGUUGGAAUCAUCAAAGACAUCCUUGGACAAAGGCAAACUAGAGGAUGCUGUUAACUAUGGUACCAAGGCGCUUUCAAAACUUGUGGCAGUCUGUGGUCCUUACCACCGAAUGACAGCAGGAGCAUAUAGCCUUUUGGCUGUGGUGCUCUAUCAUACUGGUGAUUUUAACCAGGCAACCAUCUAUCAGCAAAAAGCUUUGGAUAUCAAUGAGAGGGAACUUGGUCUAGAUCAUCCAGAUACAAUGAAAAGCUAUGGAGAUCUAGCUGUUUUCUACUAUCGCCUUCAACAUACAGAAUUGGCACUGAAGUAUGUUAAUCGUGCAUUAUAUCUUUUGCACCUGACGUGUGGUCCUUCACAUCCCAACACUGCUGCAACAUACAUCAAUGUUGCAAUGAUGGAAGAAGGCCUGGGAAAUGUUCAUGUUGCACUCAGGUACCUUCAUGAGGCUCUUAAAUGCAAUCAAAGACUGCUUGGAGCAGAUCACAUUCAGACUGCAGCCAGUUAUCAUGCUAUUGCCAUUGCUUUAUCUUUGAUGGAAGCCUAUUCUCUAAGUGUCCAACAUGAGCAAACCACUCUGCGCAUACUUCAAGCUAAACUUGGGUCAGAAGAUCUACGUACACAGGAUGCUGCUGCAUGGCUUGAGUACUUUGAAUCAAAAGCACUUGAGCAGCAGGAAGCUGCACGCAAUGGUACUCCAAAGCCAGAUGCUUCCAUCGCUAGCAAAGGUCAUUUGAGUGUAUCAGAUCUUUUGGAUUAUAUCAAUCCAGAUGCAGAGCUUAAAGCAAGGGAAAUUCAAAAGAAGCAAGCUCGUGCAAAGAUCAAAGGCAGAGUUAGCCAAAAUCAAUUGGAAGUGGUUGAAGGUGAUGAUCAUAAGGUUGAAACAUCCAAUCAAGAUCAUCCUUGGAAGAAGAACUCUAAUGAUAAAGAGAAUAGCAGCAAUAUUCAGCCAGUGGAAUCUAAAGAUGAGAAGCCCAACAUCACCGUAAUUCAUGUGUAUGGGUUGAACCCACAGGAUGAUGUAACACAAGCGAGCACAUCUGAUGAAGGAUGGCAAGAGGCCAGCACCAAGGGAAGAUCCCUGGCAGGUCGUAAGUCUGGUUCAGGGAGACCUAGUCUGGCAAAGAUUAGUACAAAUGCAUUAAAUAAUGCAGAUAAUGGACGAUACAGAGGAAGGCCAGCCGCUACCUUCUCUUCCCCAAGAUCUUCACCUAAUGAGGGUGUUUUUCCUGCUGCUUCUAGCCCUGUUUCAAAGAAGCUUGCGAAGAGUUCUAGCUUCAGCCCCAAAAUAGGUACCCCUGCUGUCUCAGCAAACAGCACAGAAAAGUCUAGUAAUGCCAAGUCAGCACCGGCCAGCCCUGCUGCUACAACAGCUGCAAAGGCAGUUUCAUUAACAAUUCCAAUCAGUAGUCAAUCAACGAGAAAAAGUUUGUCAUACAAAGAUGUAGCAUUGGCUCCUCCUGGUACUAUUGUGAAGGUUGUAGAAGAUCAAAUGCUGGAGGACAAAGAUCCACAUGAACAGAACGAGGAGGCCUCCAAGGAUGUAAGUGCUAUGGAACCAACUCCAGGAGAGCAGAUGGCAGAAGAUCUUAAAGAGGGGAGGAAGGAUCAAGAGACCAUGGAAGAGAAGGACCCCAUGUCUUCCUGCAAGGAAAUCAAGGGACAUGCCAUGGAGGAAAAGGACAAGGAAACAGUCGAUAUUACAGCUUCAGAAGCAACCCCAGAAACUGAAGGUGUAGUUGUAGGGGUAACGAAAGCUGAAGAUAAAGAUACUGCAGAUUCUAAGUCUGAGAAUGUGGAAAAUUUGGAAGAGUCUAACAAAAUCUCAUCAAAACCGGGAGUGAAUUCAGAUCCAAAAGGCAGCACAAGAGAGGACCGCAAGGUAGCUCCUGUCUUGGGAAGAUCAGAAGCAUCAGAAACUGGAGGUUCUGCAGAUAAGGAAUGUGAAGCAGUUUCAUUGGCUUCAGAAGAGUCACCUGCCAUGCCAGAAAGGAAUGCCUCGACUUCUGUUGUUGAGGUGAAUAAUGUAGGUUAUGAGAUACCAGAACAGGUGUCCAGUGAAGGUGAGAAGGAGACGUCUUUACCGAUUGAAGACAAAGGACAUGAAGAAGCUGUUCAAACUGCCAAGGAGCCUAUUAGCAAACUUUCUGCUGCUGCACCUCCAUUCAAUCCAUCGACCAUACCAGUCUUUGGCUCAGUUGCAAUGCUGGGAUUCAAAGAACAUGGAGGAAUCUUGCCUCCUCCAGUAAAUAUGCCCCCAAUGCUGACACUUCCAAUCCGUAAGCAUCCUCAUCAGUCUGCUACUGCAAGGGUCCCUUACGGUCCACGGCUGGGUGGUGGCUACAACCGAUCAGGUCAUCGGGCUCCUCGCAACAAGUCUGCCUUGCAGAAUGGUGAGAUUGUUGCUGUUGAUGGGAAUUGCUUCGGUCCUAGAAUAAUGAACCCAAAUGCUGCUGAAUUCGUACCCAGCCAACCCUGGAUUUCUAACGGCUAUCCAGCAUCACCCAGUGGGCUUUCAGCGUCACCAACUGAUAUACCACCAUCCCCAAAUAGUUUUCCACCAUCACCAAGUAGUCUAGGGACAACACCUACUUCAGUUUCCUCUGAAAUCUCUGAAAGUUCGGAAGCUUCUGCUGAAGACAAUGGUGAUGUCGCCAUGGUUAUCGUGGAAGCCAAGGAUGAUAACCAAAAUGUGGAUGUUGAACAGUCUGUUGAGGGAAAAGAUACCAAGCUUGAUGCUGAGCAGGACAUCACUUCUCCAGGAACUAAUUCUGAAAAUCUUGUGGUGGCAAAAGAAUCUCCAGAGGCAGGAAGAGGUAUUGAUAAGCCAAAGUGCUGGGCUGAUUAUAGUGAUAGUGAAGCUGAGAUUGUUGAGGUUGUGACUUAAGAGAAAAAGGGAAUGUGAACCUCACUCGAAAGAUAAUUAGUUCAUGAGGGAUGAUAGAAAGCUGAGGACCAGAAAAAGCUUAUUUGAAAUAGAAAAUUGACCAACCCUUUCCUCCAUCUCUAGGACUGAGGACACAAAUGCUGAUGGUACCACUAGUUUUGGAGCAAGAGCAACCAGGGAAGCUGAUCUUAUUGCAUUUGUUGCAUGUUAUGAUGGAAGCUAUGAAGAUGAGCUGAAGCAGCUAGCACGUAGUUGAUUUAGGUUUUCCUCCUUUUCCAUUUUCCUUCGAUUUUUUUCUCUCUCUCUCUCUUAGUGGUUUUGAACAUUGUCGACUUUGAAACUUUGAGUUUGUUUGGUCAGUUAACCAUUCUAUGCAGUACAAAUUGUAAAAGAUGCUGAUUUCCCUCUCCAAAGACAGGCAUAGUCAAAUUAAUGAUUAAUAUUAGAUUAUCGCUAGUUGGUUUA
Molecule: messenger RNA, 6255 nt
Organism: Elaeis guineensis (African oil palm)
Lineage: Eukaryota; Viridiplantae; Streptophyta; Magnoliopsida; Arecales; Arecaceae
Product: protein REDUCED CHLOROPLAST COVERAGE 2
Biological process (GO): organelle organization
Cellular component (GO): cytoplasm
Molecular function (GO): protein binding
Source: RefSeq, a predicted model, not a curated record